GAGGGAAAGGGUUGAGAAAGUGACGAGGGAUUCAUGUAGGGGUUUUAUAGUUUUUUAUUUUAAUUAAAGAAGGCUUGAGAAUUGUGGGACCGAUAGAGAAGGGUGGCUCACACACCCAGAGACCGACAGAAGGCACAAGGGACGGGGGAAUAAGAUGCUCUGCCACGUUACUCGUCCGGAUUCGGUGGUGAUGGAAGUGGAAGUUGAUGCGAAGGCGAACGGAGAAGACUGUUUGAAUAAGGUUUGCAGAAUGUUGGGCAUAAUUGAAGUGGACUACUUUGGGCUGCAGUUCACGGGCAGCAAAGGCGAGAACCUGUGGCUGAAUCUGAGGAACCGCAUAUGCCAGCAGAUGGACAACGUGACGCCGUGUCGACUGAGGCUGCGGGUCAAGUUCUUCGUGGAGCCCCAUCUCAUUCUGCAGGAACAGACCAGACACGUUUUCUUCAUGCACGUGAAGGAGGACCUGCACAACGGUCACCUGCGGAUGGGCUCGGAACAAGCGGAGGAGCUGAGCGCGCUCCUGGCACAGGCGGAGUUCGGCGACUACAACCAGAACACGGCACAGUACUGCUACACAAAGCUGUGUGGAGAGGAGCCCAGCACUGCCACCAUCAACAGUGUCAUAUCCAGACACAAAGCUCUGGAAGGUUCGAGUCCGGGCUCGGUGGAGUACCAGGCUCUGCAGCUGGUCUCCUCUCUGGAGCAUUACGGCGUGGAGUGGCACUGGGCUCGGGACGCACACGGCCAGCGGAUGGCCAUCGGAGUCGGCCCCGAGGGAAUCGCCGUUUGCAAGGAGGACUUCAGUUUAGUCAACAGAGUCAGCUAUCCCAUCAUUCAGAUCGCCACCCAGUCGGGGAAGAGUGUGUAUCUGACGGUCACCAAGGACACAAACGACAGCGUGGUGCUUCUGUUCAAGCUCAUCAGUAACCGAGCAGCCAGCGGUCUGUACCGGGCCAUCACCGAGACGCACGCCUUCUACAGGUGUGACACGGUAACGAACGCAGUCAUGAUGCAGUACAGCAGAGACUUCAAAGGCCACCUGGCCUCACUCUUCCUCAACGAGAACAUCAACCUGGGCAAGAAAUACGUGUUCGACAUCCGCCGCACCUCCAAGGAAGUGUACGACCACGCCCGCCGCACGCUCUACAACUCGGGGGUCUCGGACCUGGUGUCCCGCUCCGGCAGCGGCGAGCGCUCGUCCCCCCCGAGCUCCCCGAGCAGGGAGGACCAGCAGGACGAGGGGCUGGACUGUGGCAGCUGCCAGCAGAGCCGGGCGCUGCAGGAGCGGCUGCAGAAGCUGCGCGAGGCGCUGCUGUGCAUGCUGUGCUGCGAGGAGGAGAUCGACGCCGCGUUCUGCCCCUGUGGUCACAUGGUCUGCUGCCAGACGUGUGCCAAUCAGCUUCAGCUGUGUCCCGUGUGUCGGUGUGACGUGGAGCACGUGCAGCACGUCUACCUGCCCACCUGCACCAGCCUGCUCAGCCUGACGCUCACCGACAACCACCAGCACCACAGCAGCAUCCCCACCCCCAUCCGCAGGGAGCCGCCGUCCCCCCACACCUGCACCCCCACAGAGUACGAACAUAAGAUCUACCACACAUGAAGACGACUCCGCCCAGGAACACACCAAACUGCAUCCUGACCAAUCAGGAGCUGACACCAGACAGAUUCUGGUUUCACAAGGAAGAACCGUUUUCUGAUCCUUCAGCGUUUCCUGCCGGCAACUGUCACACAUAGAGACUCUGAGCAUCAUCAAAGAUCAACCACUCCUUCAGCUUGUGUGUGUGUGACUGAGUGCUUUAUUAUUAUUUUUCCAUUGGCACUCUGAAUGACACUUUGUUUAGUUGUUUCUUAAUAUCUUUGCCGUUUGUUGUGUAUCAUUCUGUCCAAAUCCUUUGUUUAUUUCAAACAUCAUCCCUCGGCACAGUAUGAUUUUUAGAUUCGACUCGUAUUGUCCUCGUUUAUUGAAUUGUUGCAUCAGUUGAUCUGAUCCAGAAAGAAA
Limanda limanda (common dab) is the source of this 1999-nucleotide messenger RNA. RefSeq names its product myosin regulatory light chain interacting protein a (gene mylipa). The coding region runs from base 155 to 1600 and encodes 481 amino acids. Gene Ontology annotation, cellular component: cytoskeleton. The transcript has 7 exons. NCBI's taxonomy places the organism in Eukaryota, Metazoa, Chordata, Actinopteri, Pleuronectiformes, Pleuronectidae. Gene Ontology annotation, biological process: ubiquitin-dependent protein catabolic process. The record is from RefSeq and is a predicted model, not a curated record. Gene Ontology annotation, molecular function: ubiquitin-protein transferase activity.